AUGGAGGAGUGGAGGAAGAACGUUGAGCGAUUCGCCCUCGAGCUGCCGGGCGCCUCCGAACACAUCCGCGGUCUGGCGGCGUGGUACGACAGCCCCGAGGGACAGGGCGAGAUCGACGUGUGGCUGGGACGUCGCUACACCGACAGCAACGAGGGACGCAGGAAGAUCGUCCAUACGGGCCUCACGAUGAGCAUCCUCGGCAUCAUGACCGCGAUGAUCGGGUCUGCCACAAAAGAUAACGGCUCGACUCCGGUGCAAGAGGGUUUGGAUUGA
Messenger RNA from Acanthamoeba castellanii str. Neff, 273 nucleotides. RefSeq lists its product as uncharacterized. Lineage: Eukaryota; Discosea; Longamoebia; Acanthamoebidae. The transcript has a single exon. The record is from RefSeq and is a predicted model, not a curated record. The coding region runs from base 1 to 273 and encodes 90 amino acids.